Molecule: messenger RNA, 1298 nt
Organism: Exaiptasia diaphana
Lineage: Eukaryota; Metazoa; Cnidaria; Anthozoa; Actiniaria; Aiptasiidae
Product: protein SGT1 homolog
Exons: 6
Coding region: 90-809 (239 amino acids)
Biological process (GO): protein stabilization
Molecular function (GO): protein-folding chaperone binding
Source: RefSeq, a predicted model, not a curated record
GUGCCCGCGCAGCUGAUUUCACGAGAAGACAUUUUUGCUGGUCGUCAUUUGUUCUUGUUGUUUUCUGUAUAACUUAUUAAAACUUCGACAUGAGCGACUCAGAACAAGUAAGUGCUGUUGGUGAGACGACGCUGCCAGAGAAGGUGGAGACAACUGAGCAACAAUUCACAAAUAUCGCACAAAAACCAUCAGUAAGGAAAGACUGGUACCAAACAGAUACCUACGUAACAAUCUCAUUGCUGAUUAARCAAUGCAAAUCACAACAUGUGAACAUAUCGUAUCAGGAAAAUCAUAUUGGUGGUAAAAUUGAAAUUCCUUCUGGUGGGACAUAUGAACUUGAUCUUAAUUUAUCACACCCUAUUGAUAUUACACAGUGUAAAACAAGGAUUCUUCAAUCAAAGAUUGAAAUAAAGCUAAAAAAGAAAGAUGCAAUCCAUUGGACAGUUUUAGAGCUUGAAAAUGUUCAAGAAAAUGUGAAAGCAAUUCCAGCAGAAACUAAAAGCCAGGAAACUGAUGACACCAAUACAGCACACCAGUACCCCUCUUCAAGACAUGUCGUGAAGGACUGGGAUCGCUUAGCAGCAGAAAUCACAAAGAAUGAUGAUGACAAGGAAGAAGGUGAAGCAGCUCUUAAUGCRCUUUUCCAGAAAAUUUAUGGCGAAGGUGGCGACCAAGUCAAAAAAGCAAUGAACAAAUCAUUUGUUGAAUCUGGUGGUACAGUUUUGAGCACAAAUUGGGAUGAAGUAAGCAAAGCUAAAGUUGAUAGAAAACCUCCUGAUGGCAUGGAAUGGAAAAAUUGGGAAAAAUAGUGACAUUCAAUUUUACUAAAAUUUGAAGCAUUCUGCAUUCUUUUAGUGGCCAGGAGCCUUAGCUUUUAAAAUGGACUAGGCCUUAUUUGUCCACAAUUGGCACAGGAAGCCCAUAUCGUGUUUUGUAACGUGUCAUGCAAUGCUGUUUUGAUUGUGUGUAAAUGUUGCCCAAACACCCAUCAGUUUUAUGUGUACACAGGUAGUCCAAAYUACUAAAGCAUGCUUGAAAAUAGUAGCAGGAUUAUUGCUCAAAAUCGUAUUUUGAAUGCUGUUUUAAUAGUCUGAGUCUCUUCACUUUUGAAUUAAAACUCACAACUAUAGCUUCUUUUCAUCAAUUGUUCAAUGAGAGGUGGCAGUAUUUGAAGCUUAUUGUAUAAUUUGCCUUGCUUUUAUUGUGUAAACUGAUCACAAAAUGUAAUUAAGACAGAGGUGUUUUUGUCACACGAGAAUGGUAUUUUUAUUAAUAUGCAUAAAUACAAUAAAAUAUUA